CUGCCCCGGAAGCGAGCAGUGCGCACGCGCACUGCCGUUGGCGCCGGCGGGAGACGCGGCGGUACCGGAGCCGGGCGGGGCGCGGAGCGGAGCGGAGCCUCGGCCGCGAUGCCGCGGGAGAUCAUCACCCUGCAGCUGGGCCAGUGCGGCAACCAGAUCGGGUUCGAGUUCUGGAAGCAGCUCUGCGCCGAGCACGGCAUCAGCCCCGAGGGCAUCGUGGAAGAGUUCGCCACCGAGGGCACCGACCGCAAGGACGUCUUCUUUUACCAGGCAGAUGAUGAGCACUACAUCCCCCGGGCCGUGCUGCUGGACCUGGAGCCCCGUGUCAUCCACUCCAUCCUCAACUCCCCUUACGCCAACCUUUACAACCCAGAAAACAUCUACCUGUCUGAGCAUGGAGGGGGAGCUGGCAACAACUGGGCCAGUGGCUUCUCGCAGGGAGAAAAGAUCCACGAAGAUAUUUUUGACAUAAUAGACAGAGAGGCUGAUGGGAGUGACAGCUUGGAAGGCUUUGUGCUUUGCCACUCCAUUGCUGGUGGAACAGGCUCUGGGCUGGGCUCGUACCUCCUGGAGAGACUGAAUGACAGGUAUCCCAAGAAACUGGUGGAGACCUACUCAGUGUUCCCAAACCAGGAUGAGAUGAGCGAUGUUGUCGUCCAGCCGUACAACUCCCUGCUGACACUGAAGAGGCUGACCCAGAAUGCUGACUGUGUGGUGGUUCUGGACAACACAGCCUUGAAUCGGAUCGCGACAGACCGGCUGCACAUUCAGAACCCAUCAUUCUCACAGAUCAAUCAGCUGGUGUCCACCAUCAUGUCUGCCAGCACCACCACGCUCAGGUAUCCUGGAUACAUGAACAACGACCUCAUUGGGCUGAUUGCCUCUCUGAUCCCCACGCCCAGGCUGCACUUCCUCAUGACGGGCUACACGCCGCUCACCACCGACCAGUCGGUGGCCAGUGUGAGGAAAACCACAGUCCUGGACGUGAUGAGAAGGUUGCUGCAGCCUAAAAACGUGAUGGUGUCCACAGGGCGAGACAGGCAGACCAACCACUGCUACAUUGCCAUCCUCAACAUCAUCCAGGGGGAGGUGGAUCCUACACAGGUUCACAAGAGUCUGCAGCGGAUCCGGGAGAGGAAGUUGGCCAACUUCAUCCCCUGGGGCCCUGCCAGCAUCCAGGUGGCUUUGUCCCGCAAGUCCCCUUACCUGCCGUCCGCUCACCGCGUCAGCGGCCUCAUGAUGGCCAACCACACCAACAUCUCCUCGCUGUUCGAGCGGACGUGCCGGCAAUACGACAAGCUGCGCAAGCGAGAGGCCUUCCUGGAGCAGUUCCGCAAGGAGGACAUCUUCAAGGACAACUUCGACGAGCUGGACAACUCCCGGGAGAUCGUGCAGCAGCUGAUCGAUGAGUAUCACGCAGCCACACGCCCUGACUACAUCUCCUGGGGCACGCAGGAACAGUGAGUGCCCUGCCAGCAGACAGGUCCGUGGCCACCCCCACGCACGCCGGCAGGGCUCGUCUCUGCCGUGCCCACGUUUGUCACCCCUCAGCGCUGCCUGGCGUGGCAGAGCCCUCGUGCCAGUGCUCCUCUGUGGAAAGCUCUGUGUGGGGAGCCUGCAGCUCCUCAGCGGGGCACAGCCCCCGCCCCACCGUGUGCCCUGGCCCAGGACAGGACUGGGGCAGCUGCGCGCUCUGCUGGGAGGGAACCUCUGCCUGUGGGAGCAACACUUGCUGUGAGGAGGAGGAGGAGAGUGACCCUGGGGCUGGGAACAGGUCUGGCCCCCUGAGUUUGGGUGCACACAACCCCCGUGGCCAAAGGCUCCGUGUGGCUGAGCUAGUCCUUGCCCUGGGCAGGAGCCUUGUUCCUCCUUGGCCAGAUCAGGCCUGGGGCACGGGCUGUAUCUAUAUUUUUGUAGGUUAUUUUGCUUUAAUAAAGGCUGUUCCUGCA
This is a messenger RNA of Onychostruthus taczanowskii (white-rumped snowfinch), 1949 nucleotides long. It is a transcript of the gene TUBG1, whose product is annotated as tubulin gamma 1. Bases 109 to 1464 code for a protein of 451 amino acids. Gene Ontology annotation, cellular component: microtubule; nucleus; cytoplasm. Gene Ontology annotation, biological process: microtubule nucleation; cytoplasmic microtubule organization; mitotic cell cycle. Gene Ontology annotation, molecular function: structural constituent of cytoskeleton; GTP binding. The transcript has 11 exons. The record is from RefSeq and is a predicted model, not a curated record. Lineage: Eukaryota; Metazoa; Chordata; Aves; Passeriformes; Passeridae.